Callorhinus ursinus (northern fur seal) is the source of this 1557-nucleotide messenger RNA. RefSeq names its product DnaJ heat shock protein family (Hsp40) member C5 gamma (gene DNAJC5G). NCBI's taxonomy places the organism in Eukaryota, Metazoa, Chordata, Mammalia, Carnivora, Otariidae. The record is from RefSeq and is a predicted model, not a curated record.
CUUGGCUCUUAUGGGCCACAGCCUCUCAAGAUCAUGGCUCAUUUGGAUGAAGCAGCCCACCAGCUGUCCAGAAGUGGGACAACCCUCUAUGCUGUGCUGGAGCUUAAGAAAGGUGCCUCACCGGAAGACAUCAAAAAGGCUUAUAGGAAACUGGCCUUAAAGUAUCAUCCAGACAAGAAUCCAGGGGACGCUCAAGCAGCAGAAAUAUUCAAAGAGAUCAACACAGCCCACUCCAUACUGAGUGACCCUAAGAAGCGGAAAAUCUACGACCGGCAUGGCUCAUUGGGAAUAUAUAUAUAUGAUCACUUUGGCGAAGAAGGCGUCACAUACUAUUUUACGAUGAAUAGUUGCUGGUUCAAGACACUGGUCCUCCUGUGCGCUCUGCUCACCUGCUGCUGCUGCUGCUGCUGCUGCUGCUUCUGCUGCGGAGCGCUUAAGCCACCACCUGAGGAGGUUGCCAGAAGAUACCAGCAGGAUGUACAGAAUCAGCCUCCCAGGGCAGGAAACAAAAGAAAUUUUAGAAGAGGACAAGAUGAUAGUGAAGAUGAUUUCUAAAAGACGAAGAGGAGUGCUGACCCAGCGAGGGUGCCUUCUGCUGCCCAACACACUGGACACGUUGAAGAGGGGAAGAAGUAGCCCUGUCCUGACAUUGACCCUGAUUUGCCCCUCUUCUUAUAAGAAUCCCAACUUCAGAAGCAUUGAUGGCGUCUAUCCCAGAGGGGAUGCCACCUCUGUCCUUGAUGGUAUCACUGACCCUGCAAAUACAAGGUCACCCAGCCACUCUUCUUUUUAGCUCCAGUCCCAAUCUGUUUAGACAGCACCCCUUCCAUACCUACCCUUAUGAGGUCUCAGGCAGUGGUGGCAGACUUUUCCUGAGCAUUCUUUUUCCUGUACCUUGGGAUUUGGGCCAGUUUCAGCUGGUAGGGGCCCUGAGCCACUUGCAUUAUCUCCACCAAGAUCCUGAUAACUGAGCAGGGUGGAUCCUAUCCCAGAGCUGCUAUACCAGUUGACCUUCCUUUGUUGCAGCGCUGCACCAAGAGCUUUGCGUCAGUCUCGUUCCUAUGCCAGCACACCUUUCUGGGGCUGGUCUCACCUUUUUCUGGUGCCCAUGUGCUUGACAUUGUCAGCCUCAUUGUCAGACUCAUUCUAUGCCACCAUGAGUCAACUCAUGCAAAGUAUGAAUGCAUUGGAGGGGGAGGGGGAGUUAUCCCACCCUGGAUUCUCUCUGGACUCUACCCCAGCACUGCCCCCCUUAGCAUGGGUCCUGUGGGCUGACUGAAGUUCAUCUAUCAGUGCCUGCUUGCCUCCAUCCUUUUUACCACAUCUUAUGCAUGCUGAUCAUCAUAUAUUUUGUUAACAGGGGCGUGAAACCUGUGAUAGGGAAAAGAUAAUACUGCUACAGACCCUUUCCCCAUUCCCACACCGCCUGUUUUCUCCUCUCCACACCAUUUCCCAUCCACCCAAGGUCAGAGCCGAGUAACUCCUCAAACUUCUCUCUCCUGAAUGGGAGAAGGGCUAAGGAAUGUCAGUAAAUAAAAGAGCUUUUGUCCAAUCCAA